This is a messenger RNA of Penicillium angulare, 1200 nucleotides long. Its product is annotated as Mn(2+) transporter ATX2. Gene Ontology annotation, molecular function: metal ion transmembrane transporter activity. The coding region runs from base 1 to 1200 and encodes 399 amino acids. Gene Ontology annotation, biological process: zinc ion transport; transmembrane transport. Lineage: Eukaryota; Fungi; Ascomycota; Eurotiomycetes; Eurotiales; Aspergillaceae. The transcript has 3 exons. Gene Ontology annotation, cellular component: membrane. The record is from RefSeq and is a predicted model, not a curated record.
AUGGAGGGACUCUUCACUCUGCUCGCUCUGAGCAUUGUGAUGGCCGUCACAUCUUUCGUUGUCGGAUCAUUACCUCUCGCUUUUACCCUCUCCCCCUCCCAACUUCGGUUAAUUUCCUCGAUUGGUAUGGGAGUUCUAGUGGGGACUUCAUUGAUUGUUAUUAUACCAGAGGGUGUCGAAACACUCUACAGCUCUAGUAAUGCAGGCCGGAAGAGCCUGAGCACCCGAUCAGCUAAGGCCGACUGGCAGCUGCAGGGGCUUCCCGUUGCGGCACGAUCUAUAUUCGACACCGAUAAUGAUGCCUCUGUACAGACAACCACGGCUGUCCCAUCUUUAAUGUUGGAUGAUGAGGCUUCAGCGCCAGUUCAUCAGAUAGAUCAACCUUCUAAUAAGGAGUCUGAGCUUCGUUCUCGAAAGGAAGACUCGAGUGAGUCCUCGAGCAAAGAAGAAGCGGAGGAGGAAAGCUCCCCGCAUGCAUGGAUCGGAAUCGCACUGGUCAGUGGCUUUAUUCUGAUGUACCUGGUUGAUAAACUGCCAGAAUUCGCAUCGCCAGCAAAGAGCGAACGAAUUCCCUACCACAUCUCUCUUGAUAAUCUUGGGUCGGGGUUGAGACGCAACUCUUCACCUUCUCGUGAUGGCGGGCUCUUGAAUGCCGGCCAUUCAAGCUCGCGACCUGGGCACAGCUUUGCUACAACUACCGGUCUGGUGAUUCAUGCUGCGGCCGAUGGUAUCGCGUUGGGAGCUUCGAGCAGCGAUACUGGGCUGAGCUUUAUCAUAUUCUUGGCUAUUAUGGUACAUAAAGCGCCUGCAUCUUUUGGCUUAACUUCGAUCCUGUUGAAGCAGGGCUUGUCGAGUCGGACGGCUCGGGCGCAUCUCUUGGUUUUUAGCUUGGCGGCCCCUGUUGGUGCACUUGCUACUUUCCUCUUUGCACAUAUGGUGGGAUCAUCCAGUGGCGACGAGGCUGGCUCUCAAUGGCGGACUGGAAUGCUAUUGCUUUUCUCCGGUGGCACCUUCUUGUAUGUGGCAAUGCAUACCAUGCAAGAGAACGGACCUGGCUCCAAUGUACGGGAAACACCGGUGAAUGGGUAUGGGGACUCCCGCGACUCGUCGGAUGGAUCAGACAAGUCGAUGAGAGACUUGAUUGCAUCUGUGGUAGGUAUGAUAUUACCGCUGUUCCUGCAGAUCGGCCAUGCCCAUUAA